UCUGUUCCCAUAGUGAAGGAGAUUUGAGCACAUAGUCGAUCCGCUGUUCUUGAGGGUAUCUUAUCAGAAACUCCAAACAUGGUUGAGAAGUUUGUUGGGACAUGGAAAAUGGUUUCCAGCGAGAACUUUGAUGACUACAUGAAAGCAAUUGGUGUGGGAUUUGCAACCCGGCAGGUGGGCAACCGGACCAAACCCAAUUUGAUAGUGACUGUGGAAGACCAAGGGAUUAUAUGUAUGAAGUCUCAGAGUACCUUCAAAACUGUUGAAAUGAAAUUCAAGCUCAACGAGCCAUUUGAUGAGACGACCGCCGACGACAGGAAGACGAGGACCGUGGUGACCCUGGAGAACGGUAAACUUGUGCAGAAACAGAGCUGGGAUGGCAAAGAAACGAAUAUCGAGAGGGAGAUCUCAGAUGGGAAAUUGAUAGCGAAAUGCAUAAUGGGAGAUGUGGUCGCAGUGAGGACGUACGUAAAGGAGGCAUGAUGGACUCCCUUGAGCCCCCUCAUUGGAUGGAUUGCUGGAUGACAGGCUCAGUUCAGUGAGCAAGUGACCAUGCUACAGUGUUAGCAUGUUCUGCUCUUCUUAUUCAUUUAUCUUCACUGUGUUGCCAACAUCAAAUUUCUGUUCUCCAACAUGACACAUUUGGAGUUAUUGUGGUGAUUUGAAUAAAAUGAAUGAAAAUAUGUCAAAAA
This is a messenger RNA of Monopterus albus (swamp eel), 692 nucleotides long. RefSeq names its product fatty acid binding protein 4a (gene fabp4a). The record is from RefSeq and is a predicted model, not a curated record. The coding region runs from base 79 to 483 and encodes 134 amino acids. NCBI's taxonomy places the organism in Eukaryota, Metazoa, Chordata, Actinopteri, Synbranchiformes, Synbranchidae. The transcript is spliced from 4 exons. Gene Ontology annotation, molecular function: lipid binding.